AUGACCAAAGCAACACAUAUCAUCCGGUUUAUUGCCAAUGAAGACAACAGAAUUCAUCUAGGCCAACUGGUAGACACAUCGCGUGACGUUGGCCUGGACAGUUUUGCAGGCAAGGAGAUCAAAGCAUACCUGAUAAACGGCUCGAUAUUUCAACCUGAAGUCACCAGUCAUGUUUACACUGUGAAGACACUCCUCUCGCCCAUUGCAAAGGAGGAGACAAACUACAUUCGCUGCUUAGGUUUGAACUAUAAGGACCACGCCGCUGAGGCUAAACUCGACCUGCCUAAAGCCCCAAUUCUUUUCACGAAGCCUCGCACAGCGCUUGCCGACCCAUAUCCAGCUGCCAUUCCCGUUCCCAAAGCAGCACAGGAUGGUACUUCUGACUACGAAGCCGAGCUGGCCCUCAUUAUCGGCAAGACUGGUCGUGACAUUCCUGAGGAUCAAGCGCUAGACUACGUACUGGGUUAUACCGCUAGCAACGAUGUCAGCGCACGAACACUACAAAUGACCACUACACAAUGGAGUUUCAGCAAAGGUCUCGAUGGAAGCUGCCCUCUCGGCCCCGUACUAGUUACCAAGGACGCCAUCCCCGACCCCCAGGUCUUGAGCAUCAAAGCCAUUUACAACGGUCAAACCGUCCAAGAUGGCAACACUAAGGAUAUGAUCUUCAAUAUCAAGAAGCAGAUCAGCUACCUAUCUCAAGGCACCACGCUAGAAGCCGGCACCAUCUUCUUGACCGGCACACCUGCGGGCAUUGGCUUUUUCCGUCAACCCCGCGUCGUGCUCGAGGACGGAGGAGACAUCAGAGUUGCGAUCGAGAAGAUUGGUACGUUGGUGAACAAAGUGCGAUAUGAGGAGUGGUAG
Exophiala aquamarina CBS 119918 is the source of this 864-nucleotide messenger RNA. RefSeq lists its product as uncharacterized. Gene Ontology annotation, molecular function: catalytic activity. The record is from RefSeq and is a predicted model, not a curated record. NCBI's taxonomy places the organism in Eukaryota, Fungi, Ascomycota, Eurotiomycetes, Chaetothyriales, Herpotrichiellaceae. The transcript is spliced from 3 exons. Bases 1 to 864 code for a protein of 287 amino acids.